This is a messenger RNA of Salmo salar (Atlantic salmon), 3925 nucleotides long. Its product is annotated as ATP-sensitive inward rectifier potassium channel 12. NCBI's taxonomy places the organism in Eukaryota, Metazoa, Chordata, Actinopteri, Salmoniformes, Salmonidae. Gene Ontology annotation, molecular function: inward rectifier potassium channel activity. Gene Ontology annotation, cellular component: plasma membrane. Gene Ontology annotation, biological process: regulation of monoatomic ion transmembrane transport; potassium ion import across plasma membrane. The record is from RefSeq and is a predicted model, not a curated record.
CCCAUUCAUACAACUACUUCAUGUUCAUCUCACCACAAUUAUUUCAACGAGACAUAGAUUUGAGAUGCAGUCAACCAGUAGAAUGAGAAGGUGGCGCAUCAUUUAACGCCUACACAUAGACAUAAAGACAUGAGGGAGACAUAAUCAAACUGACAAGCACCCCCUCGAACCCACACACUUUGCACAGAGUAAAUUGACACAGCAUUUGGAGACUCCAGUGCACGAGUCUGUGGAGGAGAGCGCGCACUGACCGGAUUACAGGAGACAGUUAGAAGGUAGCAGAGGACAACAAAGGAUUAAAAAACAAAAGGGAAUAAAAACAAUAAAGAUAUGCAAAAAUGUGUGAUUAAUGUUAAUGGAAUAAGAGAGUGGAAACAGAACAGGAUAGAACUAUUGCCGAAAGGCAAGGCGUACAACAGAGACUCCUGGGGUUACACAUCCUUCCUUCCAAAGAGUGCGUGGACUAUUCAGAAUUGAGGUUACAAUUGGAUCAGAAGUGGAUCUAAACAACAAGCAAGCUGCACAACAAAAUAACGUGUUGUUUUUAAGUGGUCUUCACCGGUGGAUGCCGUCCAUGCACACAUUGACAGUUGCCAUGCCGAUACCAAAUCUUUCGCAGUAGACUACUUGCCAGGGCGGAGUCCAGCCUCCCACCCCACUUAUAGACCUACUGACCACCUGAUGAUCACUGGUGCCAUGGGAACAGCACGGGGCAACAGGUACAGCUUCGCAGCACCAGAUGAGGAGGGCCUGAAAAUCUCCACACUUGGGCUCCACAACGGCCACAGCUCGCCAAAUAGCCGGUUCCUCUCCCCUAGUGGCACAUCCGGAGGAGAUAGGAUAUCAGGAGCCACAGGUCAUAGGAUGAACAAUUACAACGGAAAGAUCUCUACCACAGGAACGAGCCAACUAAGAAGUCGCUUCGUCAAGAAAAAUGGGCAUUGCAACGUGGUAUUCUCUAACAUGGAGGAGAAAUCCCAACGUUACCUGGCCGACAUCUUUACCACCUGCGUGGACAUUCGCUGGAGAUACUUACUACUCCUCUUCUGCUCGACCUUCCUGUCCUCCUGGAUGUUUUUUGGAAUAAUCUUCUAUUCAGUUUCCAGAGCCCAUGGGGAUUUUGAUGAGCACCCUGGAAUGAGUUCCUCUUCAGGGUUGGAAGGGAAUGGGCUUGGGGUUGGUGAAGUUGAAGGGGUGCAGAAAAAGUGGCAGCCAUGCCUCCUUCAUGUGGAGGGCUUGGUCGGAGCCUUCCUAUUCUCCGUCGAGACCCAGACCACCAUUGGUUAUGGGUGGCGCUGUGUCACUGAGGAGUGCCCUGUGGCAGUGAUCACAGUGGUGGUCCAGUCCAUAGUGGGCUGCAUCAUUGACUCCUUCAUGCUUGGCACAAUCAUGGUCAAAAUGGCACGCCCUAAGAAGAGGAACCAGACCCUGCUGUUCUCGAAGAACGCCGUGAUUUCCCAGCGCGAUGGCAAGCUGUGCCUCAUGUGGCGGGUGGGUAACCUGCGCAGGAGCCACAUCGUGGAGGCCCAUGUGCGGGCACAGCUCAUUCGACCCUACGUCACGGCAGAGGGAGAGUUCAUCCCUCUAGAGCAGAGGGAUCUCAACGUAGGCUACGACGAAGGCAUUGACCGACUCUUCCUGGUUUCUCCUCUGGUUAUCGUCCAUGAGAUCGACGAGGACAGCCCCCUGUAUACCGUGAGCCGGGCUGAUCUGGAGUCUGAUGACUUUGAGAUCGUAGUGAUCUUGGAGGGCAUGGUGGAGGCCACCGCCAUGACCACCCAGGCCCGCAGCUCCUAUCUGGCCAAGGAGAUCCUAUGGGGGCACAGGUUUGAGCCUGUGAUCUUUGAGGACCGAACCAAGUAUCAGGUGGACUAUGCUCGCUUCCACAAGACCUACGAGGUGCCCUCCACACCCCACUGCAGCGCCAAGGAGCUCAGUGAGACGGCCAGCCGGCCUGCCUCAUCUGCCUCCUCCCACUCAGUAUUCCCAACCAGCCCCAGAAUCACCCAGCACCUCGCAACCCCCCACUCCCCCAGCGCCUUCUGCUAUGAGAAUGAGGUAGCGCUGAGCUGUGGAGAGGACGAGGAUGAACUGGAUAGGCAAAAGGGAAAAGACAGGGAGGAGGAAAGGAGGAAUUCAGUUUCUGUAGACUUUCAUCAUUUGUUUCAGGACACAGCCACAAUGACAUCUGGGAGCAACGUGCUGUGCGUUUUGGACAUGGACAACCAGAUGGAUUUUGACAUUCUACAGACUACCAUUACUCGUGAUCCACUGACAUAUAAAAGUGAGUCAGGAAUCUGAGGCAAAGGGAUGGCACCCUCAGACCCUUCCCAAACCCUCCAUUCAUAUAUACCUACCUGUAGGUCUUGAAAAGAGGUCUUCCUUCUGUAUUUUGCACGUUUUGCUCUGGAUUUAGUACUAGAUCUACACCCCUUUCGCCUUGCCAGCAUUAUUUUGUACUUUAACCUGAGCCCAUGUUUUUGUUUGUGGAGAGAACCAAAUGGGAGGCUGAAGUAUUGGUUCUACUCUGCACACCUCACCCAUACGUGUACCUCAGGGCUGUGGGACAGUCACCUAGAGAGGUAAUUACAUAUGAGAUUGUAUGAACGAGUGACUUUUUUAAUGAGGUAAUAGGAAAGGAACACCAAGAGAUGUACAGUUCCAGUAGAGAGCUGAGGAUGAGACAAAUAUUGACUUGUUGAGACGUGUGUAAUGAAGGAUAAACAGACAUUUGACCAAAGGAGGACUUCUGCUUCAGAAAGUGUCUCAGAAGGAAAUGUGCAGGGAAGACACGCAGAAUAUUUGAGUGACAUUCAAGUAGGUAGGUAUGAUGUUUAUCUACACAGUCUUAUUACAGAGUUUGUUUCAUUUGGACAUGAUACAUGAUAUUUUGAUGUGUAAUCAACCUCCAGUGUUCUGUAAAGAUGACUGGUGAUAUGACAUGUAAUAUGAAUCAUACUUGGGUUCAAAUACUAUAUCAACUCUCAGUUCAGGUGUGGAAUAUAACAGACAGGAUAGUUUGCUGCUUUCUACUAUUUGCACUAUUUUUCUUCAGUCAAGUUUUCCUCUGAGCCUCUUUUCUCCCUAAUUUACUACUGUACACACAUUGUUUUCAUAGUGUCUUUAGCAUAGAUCAAUGAAUCAUUUAUCGGUUGUUACUGUGCGUAAUCACAACAAUACAAUGACCAACACAAUCAUUGAAUAAUCAUAGGUAAGGGACUUAUUGUCUAAAAUCCAGUUCUUCAUUUGCUGGAGAAAAGAACUAGGUGUUUUCAUUCUCCAGAAUUAGGUCGUUUUUUUCUCUCACAUUUUUAUUAAAGGCCUGUUUUUGUGUUGCAAAAGGAGCAUGAAUGUAACAUAAUGGAAAGUCCCUCUCUUCAGUGUAUAUCAGUAGAGGACUUAUCAUAAGUUACUUAUCUGGUCUCUCAUGUCCCCUUUAUGACAUGUCCCUCUCCCGAUAGAUACCUUUGGGGGAAUCAUCUGAAAGCAGUUCUCUUUAGAACGUGAGAUCUCAUUAAGGUUGAUUCUAGAGAGACUGAAUAUAGAAACAUCUUUGUGUAUUCCAAAGUGUCUAUAUUUCAUCUCUUUCCCACUAAGUCAAAUGUAAACAAUAUUGUCUUGUUUGUUGGCAUAUGGUUUGUGUAUGAAAUUACUCAAAUAGUUUUUCUGACCCUUCUCAUGCACCGUAGCUCCGAUUGUGUGUAGUUGUCUGAAAGAUGUACAUGUACCUUGUCUGUUUCCUGCACUACACUGCACCUGUUUUUCUCUUCAUCUAUAUCCAACAAAAUCUGGUUCUUGAGUAACUUUUGCCAUUUUUACAUCUGCAAAAUUGUUUGUGAAGAUUAUAUAAACUUGAAUGUGUGUGUGUGAGAGAGAGAGAGAGAGAGAGAGAGAGAGAGAGAGAGAGAGAGAGAGAGAGAGAGAG